Messenger RNA from Phodopus roborovskii (desert hamster), 11433 nucleotides. It is a transcript of the gene Cbl, whose product is annotated as Cbl proto-oncogene. The record is from RefSeq and is a predicted model, not a curated record. Lineage: Eukaryota; Metazoa; Chordata; Mammalia; Rodentia; Cricetidae. Bases 104 to 2848 code for a protein of 914 amino acids. Gene Ontology annotation, cellular component: plasma membrane; membrane raft. Gene Ontology annotation, biological process: negative regulation of epidermal growth factor-activated receptor activity; cell surface receptor signaling pathway. The transcript is spliced from 16 exons. Gene Ontology annotation, molecular function: SH3 domain binding; ubiquitin protein ligase activity; receptor tyrosine kinase binding.
GGCUGCGAGCGCCGGCGGUGGCUGCCGGAGGAGAGGCCCCUCCUUCUCGGCCCGCUCAUUUCUCUCGCUCGCGGCCGAGCGGGCUCCCGACCCUUCGCUGGCCAUGGCCGGCAACGUGAAGAAGAGCUCGGGAGCCGGCGGCAGCGGCUCGGGGGGCUCGGGAGCCGGCGGCCUCAUCGGGCUCAUGAAGGACGCCUUCCAGCCGCACCACCACCACCACCACCACCUCAGCCCGCACCCUCCCGGCACGGUGGACAAGAAGAUGGUGGAGAAGUGCUGGAAGCUCAUGGACAAGGUGGUGCGGUUGUGUCAAAACCCAAAGCUGGCACUCAAGAACAGCCCACCUUAUAUCUUAGACCUGCUACCUGACACCUACCAGCAUCUCCGCACUGUCUUGUCGAGAUACGAGGGGAAGAUGGAGACACUUGGAGAAAAUGAAUAUUUUAGGGUGUUCAUGGAGAAUUUGAUGAAGAAAACUAAGCAGACUAUAAGCCUCUUCAAGGAGGGAAAAGAAAGAAUGUAUGAGGAGAAUUCUCAGCCUAGGCGAAACCUAACCAAACUAUCCCUGAUCUUCAGCCACAUGCUGGCAGAACUGAAAGGUAUCUUUCCAAGUGGACUCUUCCAAGGAGACACUUUUCGGAUUACUAAAGCAGACGCUGCAGAAUUUUGGAGAAAAGCUUUUGGGGAAAAGACAAUAGUUCCUUGGAAGAGCUUCCGACAGGCCCUUCAUGAAGUGCACCCUAUCAGUUCUGGCCUGGAGGCCAUGGCUCUGAAGUCCACUAUUGAUCUGACUUGCAAUGAUUAUAUAUCUGUUUUUGAAUUUGAUAUCUUUACACGACUGUUUCAGCCUUGGUCCUCUUUGCUCAGAAAUUGGAACAGCCUUGCUGUAACUCACCCUGGUUACAUGGCUUUCUUGACAUAUGAUGAAGUGAAAGCACGGCUCCAGAAGUUCAUUCACAAACCUGGCAGUUACAUAUUCCGGCUGAGCUGUACUCGUCUGGGUCAGUGGGCUAUUGGCUACGUAACUGCUGAUGGGAACAUUCUGCAGACAAUCCCACACAAUAAACCGCUCUUCCAAGCACUGAUUGAUGGCUUCAGGGAAGGCUUCUAUUUAUUUCCUGAUGGACGAAAUCAAAAUCCCGACCUGACAGGUUUAUGUGAACCAACUCCACAAGAUCAUAUCAAAGUAACCCAGGAACAAUAUGAAUUAUACUGUGAGAUGGGCUCCACAUUUCAACUAUGUAAAAUAUGCGCUGAAAAUGAUAAGGAUGUAAAGAUUGAGCCCUGUGGUCACCUCAUGUGCACAUCCUGCCUUACAUCAUGGCAGGAAUCAGAAGGUCAGGGCUGUCCUUUUUGCCGAUGUGAAAUCAAAGGUACUGAGCCUAUCGUGGUGGAUCCAUUUGACCCCAGAGGCAGUGGCAGUCUGUUAAGACAAGGAGCAGAAGGAGCUCCUUCCCCAAAUUAUGAUGAUGACGAUGAUGAACGAGCUGAUGAUUCUCUCUUCAUGAUGAAGGAGUUGGCAGGUGCCAAGGUGGAAAGGCCUUCCUCUCCAUUCUCCAUGGCUCCACAAGCUUCCCUUCCUCCAGUGCCACCAAGACUUGAUCUUCUACAACAGCGAGCAUCUGUCCCUGCUGGCUCUUCAGUUCUGGGGACGACUUCUAAGGCUGCUUCUAGCUCUCUUCAUAAAGACAAACCAUUACCAAUACCUCCCACACUUCGAGAUCUUCCACCACCACCUCCUCCAGACCGGCCUUACUCUGUUGGGACAGAAACACGGCCUCAGAGACGCCCCCUGCCUUGUACACCAGGCGAUUGUCCAUCUAGAGACAAACUACCCCCUGUCCCCUCUAGCCGCCCAGGGGACUCAUGGUUGCCUCGGCCAAUCCCUAAAGUACCAGUAGCUACCCCAAGCCCUAAUGAUCCUUGGAAUGGAAGAGAACUGACCAAUCGACACUCACUUCCAUUUUCAUUGCCCUCACAAAUAGAACCCAGAGUAGAUGUUCCUAGGCUUGGAAGCACAUUUAGUCUGGAUACUUCCAUGAAUAUGAAUAGCAGCCCGAUAGCAGGUCCAGAGAGUGAGCACCCAAAAAUCAAGCCUUCUUCAUCUGCCAACGCCAUUUACUCUCUGGCUGCCAGGCCUCUUCCUGUGCCAAAACUGCCACCUGGGGAGCAAGGGGAGAGUGAAGAGGACACAGAGUAUAUGACUCCCACAUCUAGGCCUGUAGGGGCUCAGAAGCCAGAGCCCAAAUGGACUUUAGAGGCAACCCAGAGUUCACGAGCAUGUGACUGUGACCAGCAGAUUGACAGCUGCACAUAUGAAGCAAUGUAUAACAUUCAGUCCCAAGCACUGUCUGUAACAGAAAACAGUACCUUUGGGGAAGGGAAUUUGGCUACAGCCCACACCAAUACUGGCCCUGAGGAAUCAGAAAAUGAGGAUGAUGGCUAUGAUGUACCUAAGCCUCCUGUGCCAGCUGUACUGGCUCGCCGAACUCUGUCUGACAUCUCUAAUGCCAGCUCCUCCUUUGGCUGGUUAUCUCUGGAUGGUGAUCCUACAAACUUCAAUGAGAAUUCCCAAGUUCCUGAGCGGCCCCCUAAACCAUUCCCUCGGAGAAUCAACUCUGAACGAAAAGCAAGUAGUUGUCAGCAAGGUGGAGGUGCCACUGCUAACCCUGCUGCCAGCACCCCCUCACCACAGCUCUCGAGUGAGAUUGAGCGUCUCAUGAGUCAGGGCUACUCCUACCAGGACAUUCAAAAAGCUUUGGUCAUUGCCCACAACAACAUUGAAAUGGCCAAAAACAUCCUCCGGGAAUUUGUUUCUAUUUCUUCUCCUGCCCACGUAGCUACCUAGCACAUCUCUUCCUGCCAUGGCUUCGGAGGACCCAUGAGCCCGGCUUUUACUUAAGGAGCACCUAGGAAAGCAGUGGCUUCUUUUGGGGCGUCACAGUGAGGUCCUGCCUUUUCUGUGGGUAUCGACACCCAUGGUUCCAAGAUUUCAAAGCAGUGGAAUGAAAAUGGAGCAGCUAGUGUGUUCACUGUUGUAUUGGUCUUGAGUGUGUUUGUUGUUCUUCGGUCCCCAUUAGGAGAGAAUGGGUUUUUAUUAAAUGGUAACCUACCCCUGGAAUAGCACAGGAAGCAGUAGAAGUGCUGUGCUGUAGCCCUAGCUAAGGACUUAAGACUUUCCUGUUAAGGGUGUGUCUGUCUGUCUGUCUGUCUGUGUGUCCUAUGAUUAUAAGAUUAUCCUGCUGUGUGUGAAUCCAGGCAGGGAGUUAGCACAAGAGCUUCAGGAAGGAAUCUCUGAAGACUCCCAUCUACUGUGGUAUUGCACCUAACCCUGCUGGAUGUUAUAACCUCAACACUCCCCUUUGGCUUAGAUUAUCAUGAGCUUAGCUAAGUCUUUUAGUGUCCGAAUACCUUCUUCCCUUUCCCCUGGAGACUCCUAACUCUACCCCUCCUCAUUGGUGUCUGUAGGCUUACAGUGAUCUGAAGCCAGGCAGCUUACAGGAUGUUCUUUGUGGUGUCUGAUGGUGUUAGUUUGUUUGGUAGAAUAGGUGGGAAGGAAAGUACAGUUCUGUGGUUUAGUUAUGAUUGAUGCUAACAGCUAACACUGGUCACUCCAAAGUGCUAUUUCUAUAGGAAUGUUGAAUUUGUUAAAAUAAGAUGUUUGAAUUCUCCUAAUUACCUAAUGACUGGUUUGAGAUAGAGGCCUUUAUGUGCAUUCCGUGUCUUCCCCAGGAAUUAGUCUGUGGGAGUCUGUUGCCUUGGUGUCAGGUAUGUGUUUCUGAUAUAGAUCAUGAGUCUUUCUACCUAAUAGGAACAGUAAGAAGAACAUUUGCUUCCAAGGUGGCUUUCCAGGCCAAUUACCAUGGAGUUUUUAGGAAGCUUCAGUCACAUACUACUUAGAUUUACAAAAUAAACCAGUAAGGAUUUACCUAUUCAGUCUUUCUUGCCAGUGGUUAAUUUCAGCUUAGGGAUUUCUCCCUUGAAUAGGAGCAAGGUUAACCUUUCAAAAAUGAUCUCUUUAGGGAUAACCCUAACUACCUUACAGCAUUUGCUGAUGACUAGCGCCUUUCCUGCUUUGGUGCCACCCAGUGACUUGGUUGCUCAUGUGCCUAGGGCUUUGGGAAUGGUUUCUCUUUCUCCUUCCUUGUCCCUUUAUUAGGUUCUGGAUAUAAUCACUGCAUUAUACACAGUAUUCCAGCAUUCAUUGAAAUCUUUUAGUCAAAGACAACUUGGGACAGUGUAUAGUUUGUAUUCACAAGUUCAUCAAGAUUUGGAGUCAGUUUGGAGAUCUGCUUCUCAGUCCCUGUUAUGACCCCUUGGGUUCAGUUAGUUCUCUGACUGGGGACUUGCUGCACCCCCCCCCCCUCGGUAGCAUUGCCCUUUCUCUUGUCACAUGUAAACUGGUUUUCAAAUGAUUCCACUCGAUUCUUUAAGUCCAGACAGAAGUGACCCACUAAAGUUACACUUUCUUUCCAGUCUUAACAUCUUUGCAACUAAAACCUUUUAAACUCCCUUGGUUUCUGGAUGCUUCAAGGUCUUCAGAUUUUCUCCUCUUGCCUCAGAACUGUUUCUGUUCCCGGGGCAGGCAUUACAGUAUUUUAUAUUGACUUGCCAUGGUUACCUAGUGUCUCUUCUAAUGUAGCAGUGAGUAGGAAACAAUAGCUUACCCACCUCAAAAAGCUUUCGACAUCCAAUUUUGUGUUCCUUUGAAUAUUGAAAACCUUAGCCAAUCUUGGUGACAUGUCCCUGUAAUCUCAGCACUUGGGAGAAGGUUGCAAGAAGAUGAGAAGUUCAGUGUUAGCUCAACUUUUGUCUCAGAACAAGCAACAGGGGUUGAAGAGAUGGCUCUUCUGUUAAGAAUGAUUGUUCCUGCAGAGGACCCAGGUUUGGUUCCUAGCGUCCACAUGGCAGCUCAUGACCAUCUGUAACUACAGAUAUAGAGGGAUCUGAUGCCCUCUUCUGACCUCUGUGGGCACCGGGCACACUCCUGGUAUGCAUACAUACAUAUAUACGCAGACUGAACAUUCAUAUACAUAAAAUUAAAUAAAUGUUAAAAAAAAGUAUAAAAAAACAAAACAAAAAAUUGAAGACAGAGAACUAGGAAAAGGCUAUAGGCUUAUUUUGUCUAUAUUGCAGUGUUUUCUUUCCCUACAGACAUUAUCCACUGUCUGGAGAUCUAUCAAGAAAAUAAAUCAUUGGCUACAUUAGUUUUGCCUUUUCUGUGUAUCCAAGUCUUCUGUAGAGGGCUAAGGAUAUAGUUCAGUUGGUAGAGUGCUUGUCUAGCAUUCACAAAGCCAUGGUUCAAUCCCACACUCUGUAGAACAAAUUGUGCUGAGGCACAUCUCUAAUUACUAGUACUCAGGAGGCAGAGACAGGUAUUCGAAGCUCAAAGCCACUCUUGCCUACGUAGCAAGUUUGAAGCUAGCCUGGGCUACAUGAGACCCUGCCUCCAAAAGAAAACAAAAACCAAAUCUGUGGCAAUUACUGCCCUUACUAUCUAGGGAAAUGACAGUUUUGUCCUGUCUUCUGUUGAGUACCCAUGUGAGCUCUGAAGUGGUCGGGGGUGAGGUGUUCAGUCCCUAUGUUGGACAGGCACAUCUUUGAUUAGUUUGGGUGUUGGUUUAUCAGAUGUAAAUCUGCAGGCAUCAUGGUUUAAGAUUAUUGUGUGUAGGCCUUUCCUUUGCUUCCAGGACUUGCUGGGGCCCGUGCCUGAUAUUCUUAGGCAACCUUAGGAGAUUUCAUGCCACUCAUUUUGAAGAUAGUCUCCAAAUUUGAAUUUCUUUUUCCUUUGAAGGCACCAGUAAUCCAUUCUUCAUUUUCCAUUUGUAUGGUAAAUUUUAUUCCUUGGCUCUUCCUCUGAGUUUACCUAAAAUUGCCCUUUCAUAAAGAAGCUUUGAGUUUUGCUCUUUUUUUGGCAAGCCCAUCCCUUUUCCCUGCUCUGUGUUACAAUUAAGAAAACAGCUUUAACAUUUUCCUUUUCCUCAAGUUCAUUAGGCUGGUUUUAUUCAACAGAGUCCACUGCUCUUUCUGUGUCUUUGUAGGUUGCUUUACAUGCCACCUUUUUGAUGGGUCACUAUCUUGCCAAGACUCAAGGCAAGAUUUUUCUAGUCCAGUCCUAGGAUUAGACUUCUCUAGCUGCCCUCCCACUGUCCUUUUAAAGUGAAAAGUUCUUAAAAUGUUUUUUAAAACCUGCAGGUUCUGACCUAUACCUCCUAGUUAACAGACUGGGCAGCUCAUGACCUCAGCCUUUGUAUGUUAGUAUUUAUUUAAGCAGUGAAUUGACCCUGGCUGACCAUUUUCCUUAACUUACUCCCCUCUUCCUCUUCCAGCCCCUCCCUGCAUACUCUGCCCUUUUGUCUUUCUCUUUCAAUUCUCAGACCUACCACUGGACCAUAGUAUGUGAUAGUAGUACAGCUGUUCUGUUGGUUUUGUUUUUAUUUUUAAAACUGGGGAAGGGGUCUGGGAUAGGUAGGAGUCACUUCUUCAUAUUUAAAAUAUUUAUUUCCUGUGGGAAAGAAAAUGAGUUUUAUGGUCCAGUUAAUUUUUGUAAUAUAACUUGCUUGCAGACCAAACCAGGGACCAGCUGUGUAUUCCUUUUAUGGCACUAUUAACAGGAUUUAGCCUUUCUGUGAUGAUCAGCAAUGGUGUUGAUGCUGAAUGUUCUCCUACCUCACAUCAUGAGAAUCAGAAGGCUAUUGGCCUUUUCAGACUUUCCUUCUUUCUGUUGGCCUUUCUGACUCUAGAAUGACCACUCCACUGAAUAGAGUAUUCUAACCACUGUCCUGGCUAUAACAGUUUGCUAAUUUCUGCAAAUAUUGGAGUGAUUACUAUGUAUUUUUCCCUGCCACCUCAUGGUGGUUUACUGGUGUUGGAAAGUUAAGCAUGGGCUGUCCUUAACUCUGUGCUUUUGACCAUAUAUAUGUUUAUUCACAACUCUUUUAUACAGAAUAACCUUUCCUUAUAGAGCUGUUCUGUUUAAAAUUGGCCCAAGACUUUCCCAUUAACCCCUGUUAUCUUCCUGUAGCUUGAUAAUAUUUGGGAGAUUCUGUUGUGUAUACCUCAUAGAUUAUCCUAUUUUGCUUCAAAUUUCAUAAUCUCUUCAGUGGGUUGUGGGUCCACUGAGUGCGAGUUGUACAGUAGAGCACUAAAUGUUUAAGCAAAGCUUUUGCUGCAGUCUGCUUUCCAAUCCAGUGCCUUCUUUAUCUUUUUACUGAGCUGCUUUUGCCCCCUGUCCUCCUUGUUGGAAAGGUUUUGUUUUACCCUUAUGGCACCUGUCACCUUACAACUUGAAGUUUCUCUUUUUCCAUUCUCCAACAAACUUUGUAGCUAAUUCUGUCUUAAGAGAGGUGGAAAGGAGAAAGGGUGAGGACCCGAUUCUCAGUCUGGCCUUGUAGGAGCUGGUCAGGAACUGAGGCUGGAUUCUGUCCACAGUAGCCUUCCCAAAGCAGGCAGCUUAUUAGAAGUACCAGAGCCUUCCUGCCAACGUUAUCAUCUGGCACUUGAAGCUUCAAAAUUCAACUGAAGUACUCAGGCACUACACAGAGCAUCUGGAUUCAACUGUGAUCUCAGUCACACAUGGGCAGUCCUUCUGUUGGAAUGCACAAAGCUAUUUAAUGCAUGAGAGGCUUGGUUCUGGUAUAUUACUGGACUGGAAACUUUAGACUUGGUCCCUCCUCCUACUUCAGAGUGGAUUAAUAUACAUGACUCCAAAACAGGUACCCUUGUCCUUGAGUUCACUUGAUCUUCUUAAAAUGAAUGGGAUUCUUUAGAAAAACUCAAUAAUUCUUGGAAAGAACAGGAGACUAUCAAACCUGUCUACUGAUUAUAUGGGCCAGACCAGGCACCCUGUGAGGGAGUCUUUGCUGGGCUAUAUCUCUUGAGGGGAUCUGUUCACCAAGCUGGAACUCAUGGAGCACGCCUGUCUUUCAGCUCUUGGGAGGUAGAAGUAGGAGAAUUAGGAAUUUUAGGCCAGCCUUAGAUACAUUAAUUGCAAGGUGAAGACCAGACUGGGCUCUAUGAAUGUCUUGCAUGUUCAUGGAGACUAUUUUCUUCUCUUCAUUUCCAGCAACAGGGAAAGCAGCAUUAACGUUUGGUGCAUGAGUGGAGAUGCUCUCUUUAAAUGUGAAUUGCUGAUGGAGUAGCUUCACCUCCAGUGGGCCUUUGGUUCUUCGCUGUAGUUUCCUUUAUGUCUGAUGGUUGAAGGUGCAGUCUUUCAUUGUGGAAAAGUUGUGUAGGCAGGAACAUGAGGUAGCUAGUCUAGUCACAUUGUGCCAGCAGUCAAGGAGCAGAAGACAAUGACACUUAGGUUAUAUUCUUAAGAAAGAGUACACUCAGAGCGAGAAUAUUGAUUUGAGGGUUCAUACCCCCACUGGGCCUUACAGAGAGAACAGAUUGUGGCAGGUUGAGAGCUUUCAAGGAGAGAUAUGCAGAUAUGCAAAGGGACUUCCAUGCUGGAAGCAUAGUUGCUGUUCUGCUAUUCCUAUUCAUCUGGGAAGUUGAAGAAAUCCUUUUUUUUUUUUUUUUUUUUUUUUUUUUUUUCUCUGUUGUAGUUCAGGGUUUCUCUGUGUAGCCCUUAGAUGUCCUAGAACUUGCUCUGGUGAUCAGGCUGACCUUGAACUCACAGAUAUCCAUACAUAUGCCUGCCUCUGCCUCCUGAGUGCUGGGAUUAAAGGCGUGCAUCACCACUGCCUGACUGGAAAUCCCUAACUUACUCAGCAUCACUAUCGUCUUUGCUUCUUCGUUUCUUCCUGUGUUCUCCUUAGAGUCUUGGCACCCACGAUUGCUUUCUCCACUCAUGAAGCCCUCUAGUCUGUUCUUGAGUGGCAUUUCUUAGCCUCCGUUCAACUUUGGGUCUCCCUGAAUGUUGCUUAGAGUGUAGAUCCUAGUUUCAACUGUAACUACUACCUUUAGGCUGGACUGUCUUCUGGUUUUAAUGCUGAACACCUGUGCAUUCUGUGGGCUCUUGACCAGUUUCCUGCAUCCCCAUCCUCUUCAUUUGCCUUUCUGUGAGGGAACCUACAAUAAUGUUCUUAGUUCUGCUUAACAGGCACCAUUGGAUUUUUACCAGGAUACAGGUAUUUUCAGUGUUGAAUAGAGCUUUUUCUGUAAGCUCCUUAGACAAGCUACCUUUAUCUUCCCUAUCUCCUUGGUUCUUCUCUAGUUCUGUAAUAAGUGUGGUGGUUUUUGUUUGUUUGUUUUGUUUUGUUUGUUGUUUUGUCUUUUUUUUUUUUUAGGGGUGGAGGUGGGGAAAGUAAAACUAUGCUUCUGCUUGCCUGGAUCUUUGGUAUCCCAUCUUAGAGCCUGCCCUGCAUUUUAAGGCAUAUCAUACAUACUACCCUGCUUUUAACUUAUAAAUAAAUAUUUCAGUCAUUUGGUAUACACAGGAGUAACCUACUAAUCCAAAGAUACACAUUGAGGCACAUAGGAAGGACAAGAGCUGGUCAUCAGAUUUUGCAUUUGAUGUCUCACCUAGGCUUCUGAAUGAAGGAGCAGAGGGACAGUAGUGCCAUGUGCCUUCAGUGUCCCAGGAAAUCUGGUUGGUUGCAAGGGAAAGUACCAGUAUUUCUUGGUUCUAGUAAGUAGCACAAGACUUAAGAGAUGGAGAAAAGGAGGCAGGGAGGGCCCUAUGCAUGGUUUUGUGCCUGAUGAAGAGCACCAUGGGGAGGGGCCAGUUGCCUACCAACAGCUGCUUGGAGAUCUUGUAGCCUCGUCCCUGUUUUAGUGCUUGAGAAAAAUGUAGCUGACCAUUCCUUGUGUUGUACAGAGCCCAGGCUGAGCGCCAGCCUCACAUCUACUGAUCUGGCAGCUAAACAAAUCAAAUCAACCAAGAGUUGUGAUCACCUUGCCCUGCAGUCCUGAUUGAGUCCCACAACUGAAUGUGAGAGGCAGACCUCCACAUUGUGUCCAAUUUUCCUGCCCUCUAAAACAGAAUGGAGGCCAGAGGAGGGGAUUGCUCAGUGCAUGCAGUGUACAGCUCCUCAGGCUCACAUUGGCUCCCCACAUGGGCCCAGAAUUGGGGUGUGUGGUGCCUGUGUUGCUCCUUCCCCACUACCUCUUGCCCAGUAGUGGAGAGGGUGAUCAUGUUUUGGCUGGCUUGAAGUGGUAAGAGCCUCUCCCCUGCUCUCUGGGCUAGUUGAGCCCUCCCUGCAGUGCACACACAAGAGAAACCACCGCCUCCUGGCCUCCUCGUCAACACCCUUAAGUGGGAAGUCUGACCUCUGCUGAGACAUGCUGGGCAUGGCAGCUGUGAGGUACCUCCUACAUCUGCUUUCUGGCUGUGGUGACUUGGGAUUUUUAACCUUAUAUAUCUUUUUCCUUUAUUCAAAACAAAACAAUUUUUAGCACACUGAAAAAAAAAAAGCCAAAUGUUUUGUGCCUUUCUAAGGCAGCGCUGUAACCCAGGCUGCAUUUUAGGACUUAAUAUGGAAAUACCAGAGUCUGAGCUCCUCUACCUUGAAUAUCUUUAGCCCUAGAGUCUGGGGGACAAGGAUGUCUGGCUGGAGAGGUGGCACAUAGGUGCCUAUAGUCUCCUUUCUGUGCCAUGAGACUUCAUUGGAAAAGAGCAGCAUUUUAUCCUGGCAUCCAUUAGUUGUUCCAGGCAGGGUUAGUGUUCCACUGCUCUAAUGCCCCACUCGUGCAGCCUCUGGGUAGCAGUGCCCUGCCCAGUGGGGCUAUAGUGUAACUCUCCUAGGAAGGGGACAGAUGAUUUUUUGUUGUCUUUCCGUUUUGCUGGAUCUUGAACCAGCUUCAACCUCCUGCCUCUCCUCAGACUUGGUUUUCCUUUCAUUUGAAGGCUUCAACCUUAAAGCAUUAAGUGGCUGGUACCCUCCACAGGGUCUGCUUGCACCCUGGCAAGGGCAGUAGAACCCAGAAGCCUGUCACUCACACUGUCAUAGGUUUCAACCACAAGUUUUCUUACCCUCCCUUUUCCUGUUUCUCCCCUGCCUGUAGCUAACAAAGAGUAUGGGGGAGGGGGUAGAAAUAGUUCUUUUAAAAGCCCUCCUCAUUCAAGAUUUUAAAAUUCUUGACUUGGGUGGGGCAAGAGAGAACUUGAUAUUUUCCCCAGAAUAGAGUCCCAAUUUGUAUAUCAGUGUUAAGAAAACAAAACACACUUAGGUGAGAUUCUUGUGGACUAUUUUUUAAAUGUCAUUAAUAUAAAAAGAUUUCUAUUAGCAGUAUUUAAUCACUCUCCUAUAAAGAGCAGACAGAGGUAAAUACUCCUGCAGAGUAGCAGAGCUUUAAGACUCGAUCUCUCAAGUCCAUGUUGUUUUGCCAGUGUACUUAUGUGUAGAGGUCUGUUAUACUAAUUAGAGGUCUGUUAUACUAAUGUUAUUUAUUAAUUUUUUUCAUUUCCAUACAGUUAACUAAAGAGCUUUUUCAAGCACCCAUGUCUGUAAAAAAAUAUUUUUAAAUAAAAUUUCUUUUGUUGUAGCA